Molecule: messenger RNA, 5625 nt
Organism: Nezara viridula (southern green stink bug)
Lineage: Eukaryota; Metazoa; Arthropoda; Insecta; Hemiptera; Pentatomidae
Source: the annotation of a GenBank genome assembly
AAAUAUUAAAGUACUUGUAAUUAAACUAAAAAUGUCAUCAUAUUUUUAACCCAUGUUAGAUUUUUAUUUAUAUUUAUAAGCAUCAGUUAUUGAAAAUAAAAAUAUAAACAUUUUUUUGCCUGGAUAAAAAAGUCCUUUAAAAAACUUCUAUACUUUGUUAUGUACAUUUAUGCAACUUUGGAUUUUUAUGAUUCUUGUAUUUUUUCUUUCUAGGUAGUAAAAAAAUAAAACUCACCAUUUCAAUUUGAGGUGUUAUGGAUCAAUUUGUGUUAAUAGACCUUCUCAUGAAAGUCAGACAGAGUUUUGGGAGGUAGUAGCGAUACUAAAGAGUUUUUAUUUCUUGAUAAAAUUUAAGGAAUACCUAACCAAAAUGUAUCCAAAAGUUUCUCCAAUUGAAGGUGAACAAUCAUCACCUUUGGGUGAAUGUUCAAAAAGAAAAAGAAAACAUAGUAGCAAUGAUAAAGAUGAAAUUGACAAGACAAAUCAAGUUAAACGGAAAAGAAAAAAAGGAAAUGAAGUGAUUGUUCCUGAUAUUAUUCAUGAAUUAAAAGAAGACCUUGAUCGGGAAUUGGAUAUAAAAGCUCAAAGGAAUAAUUUAACCGCAACUAAUGUCAAAAAUAUGAUAAAAGCCGUUAUAACUGAUAGUGAAGUGCUUAAAAUGAUAGACUAUUCCUUGGAUAAAUCUACAGAAAGGCCAGUUUAUGAUCUAAAAUUAACUCGUGCCAAGACUAAAGAACUUAUUGGGCUGGAUCAGAAUGCCAUAUGGAAUAUACCUUUUACCCAAAAAAAAUUUGAUAUAGAAGCAUUGAUUAAUCAAGUGAUGUCUGAAGAUUCAUCUGAUGAAGAAUAUGAACCACAAGAAGAUAGUGAUGAAGAUACAAAAGCUAGUGAGAAUACAGUAGAUGAAGAAUCUAUUCUGGAUGAUGAUUAUUCUGAAUGUGAAUCUCCUGUUAAGGAAAUUAUUCAAGGGUCUUCAAACGAAUAUAAUUCAGAUGAGAACAUUUGGCAACGUACACGCUCCAAAUUGUGUUUAAGUGAAACUCCUUUAGGAGCAAUUGAACAAGCAUUUGUUCCACCAGAUAUUACUACUGAUAUGUAUAACACUCACUGUGAUAAUCAAGAUUGGUUGAAUUUCUUAAAAGAAACCUAUUAUGAUGGCGAUCAGUUGGAAAAUAAUGAUGAUGAAAAUGAUCCUGAAUAUAAUGUUAUGGUGGAUGAAGAAACUGAAGGAAUUGAUUCUGAGGAAUUGAGGAUGGACAGGGCUGUUAAAGUAACAAAAAAAGAAUUAAAUGAGCUCAUGUCUGAAUUAUUUGAAUAUACAGAAAUGCUCUCUUCAGAUGAAGAAGAAGAAACUAGAGAUGAUGAUGCAAUUACAUCAAAAUCUUUAGAUGAUGUUGAAACUCCCUCGACAUCUUCAAAUACCCCUGUAUCGUUGAAUGGGGUGGAAGCUGAAGAUGAAAAAUGGGAUAUUUGUAACAGUGAAUAUUGCCAAUUUACUGAAAAACAGAAUUGUCUCUUACAACAGCAACUUCAACAACAUGUACAAUUGCUUCUUCAAAGCUUUUUACUUUCUUUUAAACAUCCAUCUCUACCUGAUAGUUAUGCUUCAGAAUGUAGAAAACGUAUCAUGGAAUUAAAAAUUUUCAAAAGCAAUGCACCUGUUGUUGGAAAUUAUAACAUUAUUAAUUUGGAACCCUCUAUACAGUUGAUGAAUAAAUGGGUAGAAUAUUUAGAUAAUCAGGAGAAUUUGACUUCCAUGCAAAGGUUCAUGGAAGUUCAAUUUCAAAAAGUUGUUGAAUACAGAAAAAAGAAAACUGUUUAUCUUCCUGCAUUACAUCCAAAACUUAUUGAACUCUGUUUAUCAAGUUGUGCCUUUAUGCAUCCUUUGUAUCUUCCUAACGGUGGUUUUACUGGUUCAUGUUCUCUUUCGAAAGGAUUUUCAGUUUAUGAGGAUCAGCUCCUAGCAAUGGGAAUGGAGGAGUUCAGUAAUUUAUUAGGAUUACUUCCUGACAAUAAAGAAAAUUUACGCAAAAUUGUUGAACUCAUUUGUUAUUAUUUAGUUACUGCAAAGCCAAUGUCACGUGUUAUGGAUCAUAUCAAGUCGUCUAGAAAAUCAUCUAAAAAUAAUCCAAUUAAGGAAUAUUUUGAAAAAUAUAAGGCUCCUGAUGUACAGCACUUUGUUAUUAUUCAACAGAAUUUAAAAAAAUUAAGAGAAUAUCCAAUGGAUUAUUUUCCGCAAGCAUGGGAAAAGUAUUUUCUAAGUGUUAGCAAUUAAUUAUGUAGUUGUUAUUAAAUGUUAUAUGUACGUUUUUUCUAUGAAAGGAAUAACAAAAUUUAUGAAUAGGGAUAGGAUUUUUAUGUAUUAAAGAAGUCAAAAUAUGUACAUAAAUAUGCAUUUAUCUCGCUGGAGCUUUCAAAAAUAUUUUUUUCACAGUAGAAAUUAAUGCGCCAACGUUUGGAAAAUUUGUCCUUAUUGUUUCAGCGAUUCGAUGUAACGCAUGCGCUAAACAAGUAGAAUGAAUCAUUUUGUGGUAGAAAACAUUUAAUGUGAUUCCUGCCUUUACCAUGUAUGGUGCCGCAUCUGAUAAAAAUAACAAAACUUUGUCACUUUUAGAACUAUCAUUCCAGAGAAGACCGAUCGAAUCAUUAAAGAAUCGCGAGAUGGUAGCGUGGAUGCACUUAUCUAGAAAUUCACAAUUAAGUAAAAAUCCGUUUGUCGGAUGUUCGGCAAGUUUUCCUACGAUCAUAUUGACUAAAUAUCUUCCCUGAAUGUCCGUCGUCAUGUCAAUCGCAACCAAAAUGGAUCCAUUUCCAAUUGAUGAUUUUAUUUUUUCCAUUGUUUCAUUGUAUAUUUCUCUGACAUAAUUUUUGCGUAGAGUAGUUUCAUCCGCCAUUUCAUGGCCAAUAUGCUUCUCAAGACACUCUUUAAAAGCCGGAUUGUUAAUUUUAUGAAGAGGAAUAUCAGCUCUUAAAAGGGCUCGGCUUAGGUCUAAAUUAAACGUGUUCUUACUCCUACUUGGUGAAUCAGUCAAAAAACUUUGCUUUUUAAGCAUACUUAUCUUUUUAUUCUCCACGUGUUUGGCCAUUUUGAGGUGUUGAACGAGAGAUCUUUGAUCAGUUGAAACAUUUUUUUCACAACACAAGCAAGUUCCUCCAUUGUGUUUAAAAGGUUCAUCGGGAAACUCCGUUGCAUACUUCGCGGCUAAACUUUUUUUUGUCUUUUUGACUUUCGGCAUGAUUGUUACUGGUUGGAUUCGCAUUAACAACUGAGGUUUGAGACAAAUAUGAACAAGAAUAGGCAACAAACAUUACUAAGGAAUCGGAGGAUUCUAAGAAUCCUUAAGCAGUUCAAAACUCUCCCCUAAUUUUCCAUGAAAGUGAACAUGAUGUCCGGAAGUCCUAUUUCCAGAAACGCGUGUUAGGAGGUUAUCACAAUAACUUCUUUUAGGAAGUUAAAAAAUUGAAAAUUCUCUUAGAGUAAAAUAUAAACAAAAUUAUGUAAUUUUAUGAAAAUAUUUAAAUACAACCAAAUAUGUAAAAUAAAAAUGGUCUAAAAUGGUUGAAAUAGUUGCAGAUGUUAAGAAAGCAUAAAAUACCAUCUAUAGUCCUCAGAAAAAAAUAUGUGAAAACAUAAAAGUCCUAUCCCUUGUUACGAAUUAUAACCAAUAAAGCAAGAAAUAAGAGCUAUAGAAAGGAACAAUAAUAUGAUCUAAUUUUCAAUGGAUAUUAAGAAUCAUUUUAACUUAAGUGAAUUACUGUUAAGGGAAAAUUAAUUUUACAUAAAUUAUGAUUGACUGAAAACAGUUACUACAUAUUACCCAAAGAUAUUAUACUAUAUUAAAAUUAUGCAUAAAUAUUAUUUUUAUUGUUACUUGACAUUUUAUUUUUUUUAACUUGUUAAUGAUAUGAAUAUUAUUGGUCUACGUUAAAUCUUGAUGCUUUGGUUGUGUUGAAGAAGGAUACACACAAUAAAUAAAUGGCAGGAGUUCUAAAUUGCUUCAUUAUUCCAGACAACUCAUCAUGAUGAAAGCCUACAACUUAAGUUGAAUCUUUGGCACACAAUUAAGAUAUAUCAUAAUAUAUAUUAUUUUUUCUUGACCCCCAACUCCAACCAUUUCCAUUUUAAGUUUGAUUUAAACAUAAAAUAUAAUUUAGGAAAACACCUUUUUUCCCCCCACAAUUCAAUAAGAGGCUAAUAUACGUCUCAAUAGUAAUGAACAAUUUAAAGUUAUUGCAAGGGUUAUUUACAAAUCGGUUUGUUUUCUGGAGUAUUUAUCUAGAUAAUAAAAAUGCUUACAAUUUUACUGGUAACAAAAUAUUUUUUGAAGAUUUUUGUAUUGUAUUAUUACUACUUUAGUGCAACAGGUUGUUAAAACAUAUUAUGAAAUGUUUUUAAUCAAAUUACCAUAAAUUUUCAUAAAACGGUGGAACAAUUCUAAAUUUAUUUACCACAGGGUCCAAUGACUACUGUAAUGAUGAGGUACAGAAUAUAUUCAGUGCUUCCUUCCAGUAACUUCUAAUUAAAUUUGGUUGAAUUGUAAGAAGCAAAUAUCUACAAAUGCUUAUAAGGUUAAGUGUAACAAUUUAAGUAUUAAAUUCUUUACUAUAAGUUUAAAAGUUCCACGAAAUUUAUUAAUAUGGUAAUAACUAUAUUUUUCAAAAUAUUAUUGGAUUGACUUAUAAUACAGUUUAACCUUCAUAUAUCAAACUCCCAUACUUCAAAAACCUUUAUUAAAUAUUUUUAUGAACCUUGAAUUUUUAUUAGAAAAAAUAUUUACGUAUAUCAAAUAAAAUUUAUUUAUAUUGAGCAAUAAGUCAUAUUUAAUAUGUUAUUGUCAUUUAAAAAUGUUUUACUGUUUCACCUAGCAUCAGAAAUUACAGAGAAGGCCUUGUUUAAAAAGAAGCCAUUGCUGUGGGUACUGUAACUGUGGGUAUAGAAGUUGGAUUCUUUGAAUCUCUUACUGAACAUGUAAGAUUUUCAUUUUAAAUUCAGUUUAACUUCAUUUUUCUUGUUGUGAAUAUGACUCCUAAACCAAAAUCAUUAUGUGUGAAAAAAAAGUUUGAUUUAGUAAAAUAUUUAAAAAUUGAGAUAAAAAUAAAGAUAUAUUAGGUUAUUAAAGCACGAUUGUAAUUUUUGCAAAAGAUUGAAAACAAUUUAAAUUCUUAAGUUUGGUAAAAUUAAUAAAUCAUUGCUGAAAUAUAAUGCAUGUAAUCCCCCUAACAAUUAUAUUUGAUACUUCUUUAACCCUAAAAAAUAACUGUAAUUGUUUUUGGAAGAGAAAAUGAAAAAUAUUUAUCUUUCUAGAUCCAAGAAUUUCUUUUCAAGGAACCCCCAUGUUUGAUAUAUUGAGGUUUGAUUGUAUUUGCUAAAUUUAUUGACUUGUGAGUAUGAAUAAUUAAAAGCCAGGAAAACAAAAUAUAUGCCGUAAAACAAUGCCACUGCCAUAUAUAUUGGCAAGUUUUUAAGAGUAAAAAUGGUAAUCUGGCAGUUAUAGACUUAUAGAAAGAUCAUUCAAUCAUCAUUAUCAUAAUAUGUUUCCUUUUUACCACUUAAGCAGUGUCAGAUCAUUCAAACUGUAAAUAAUUUUAACUUUUAUUUUAUAUAUAUGUAUAUAUAUAUAUAUA